GUCCUUGGAGCUGCUGCCUUAAGACGUGCAGCCCGGGCCGUGGCUGCCACUGUGUUCUGACCCAGACCCACUGCAGGCAGCAGCAUGGAGCUUUGGGGGGCCUACCUGCUUCUGUGCCUCUUCUCCCUCCUGGCCCAAGUCACUGCCGAGCCACCAACCGUCAAGGUCAAGAAGGCAGCAAAUGUCAAGAAAGAUGUUGUGAACCCAAAGAUGUUUGAGGAGCUCAAGAGCCAGCUGGACAGCCUGGCCCAGGAGGUGGCCCUGCUGAAGGAGCAGCAGGCCCUGCAGACAGUCUGCCUGAAGGGCACCAAGGUGCACAUGAAGUGCUUUCUGGCCUUCACCCAGACGAAGACUUUCCACGACGCAAGCGAGGACUGCAUCUCGCGCGGGGGCACCCUGGGCACCCCGCAGACGGGCUCGGAGAACGACGCCCUGUACGAGUACCUGCGCCAGAGCGUGGGCAACGAGGCCGAGAUCUGGCUGGGCCUCAACGACAUGGCGACGGAGGGCUCCUGGGUGGACAUGACCGGAGGCCGCAUCGCCUACAAGAACUGGGAGACGGAGAUCACCGCGCAGCCCGACGGCGGCAAGGCCGAGAACUGCGCCGUCCUGUCCGGCGCGGCCAACGGCAAGUGGUUCGACAAGCGCUGCCGCGACCAGCUGCCCUACAUCUGCCAGUUCGCCAUCGUGUAGCCCGCGGGCGGGGGCGGGGAGCCCUUGCAGCCCGGAGCCCCUCCGUGCGCUUGGAGCCGCCUUUUGCAAAUAAAGUUGGUGCACCUUCGGGCCGCAGUGG
Molecule: messenger RNA, 793 nt
Organism: Propithecus coquereli (Coquerel's sifaka)
Lineage: Eukaryota; Metazoa; Chordata; Mammalia; Primates; Indriidae
Gene: CLEC3B
Product: C-type lectin domain family 3, member B
Exons: 3
Coding region: 85-693 (202 amino acids)
Biological process (GO): bone mineralization; ossification
Source: RefSeq, a predicted model, not a curated record